CGAGGGAGGUGGCCAUAGUACGUGGCAACAAACCCGUGAGAGCGCAUAAUCUGGAACUUUCAACUGGUUUCGGCAAUCCUCUAUUCCGAGAAUCCAAUUGUUAUUCAGCACGCCACUCGCUUGCCACAUCAUCAAUAGUAUAAGCUAGCCAUAUUUAUGGGUGACACCUCGGUUCUGCUGACUUUGUCAUCAAGCCACGACUCUUUUUUUUUUACAGUAUUAAAAAUACUAUCUAGGAGAAGAUAAUUAUGGCCAUGAGAUCUGUCGUUUCAAGCAGUGGACUUCGUCGUUUAAUGGAAGGUGGUGGGCGAUCAUCGGUUUCGGGUCUUCGUUACUUCAGCGACAAAGGUCGAAUUCUCAGUGAAGAAGAACGUGCUAAAGAGACCGUUUACAUUCAGAAAAUGGAAAGGGAGAGGAUGGAGAAGGCGAGAAAGAAGGCUGAAAAGGAGAGAGCUGAAAGAGAGAAAGCUGACAAGGUAAUUGUUUCAUAAUAUAUUGUGUUGUAUUGUAUUAU
Messenger RNA from Lycium ferocissimum, 514 nucleotides. RefSeq lists its product as uncharacterized. The transcript has 2 exons. Lineage: Eukaryota; Viridiplantae; Streptophyta; Magnoliopsida; Solanales; Solanaceae. The record is from RefSeq and is a predicted model, not a curated record. Bases 249 to 491 code for a protein of 80 amino acids.